CAGAGUCACUUAGACCCGUCUUUGUUGUUGCUGUUGACUGAGUUGGGUUCAGUUUCGGUUCGUGUCCAAACAAUAACCUGUCAAGUCAAGUCUCUUUUGCCCUCCUCUGUCUAUCUAUCCACCGACGCCCGAACUCGAAAAAAAACUCCACAAAAGCUUCCGAGCUCUAGUGCCAAUGGCGGGUUUGACAAUUUCACCUCCUCUCAGUCUUUAAUUCUCUUCUCAAACUAGAAACUCUAAACCCAAUUCAUAUGAUCUAUCUCACAAUCAAAGAAAUCUAACAAAACGUAUAGUUUCUGCGCUUCCGAGUCCGUAUGUCGAUUGAUUGAAUGCUGGACUUUCGAGUAAUGUCUCUGCAAAGAUUGGCAACAAGGAUCAUCAUAGCAUUGAUCCAAGGUCACUCUCACUGUUUAUGUAUCUAACUGUCUUUGUUUCUUUGACUGUAUGUCUUGGAUAAAGCCUAAAGUUGGAACAGUAGCGUUUGGAGUAGCAGCGAGUCAAGGAGCACUUCUUCUUGCUGGAGGUGGGAAAGGGAUGCGCUAUGCAAUGCCUAACACUCGUGUCAUGAUCCGUCAACCUCAAACUGGAUGUGGAGGGCAUGUGGAGGACGUGAGGAGACAGGUGAAUGAAGCCAUUGAAGCACGACAAAAAAUUGAUAGGAUGUAUGCAGCCUUCACUGGACAACCUCUUGAGACACUGCAGCAGUACACUGAAAGAGAUAAUUUUGAAGCUAUGGUUCAAAAGCAGCGACGAGCCACAACUCUUGGACAUUGUCAUUGUUCCUCAUAAUCCUUAUGUACCAUUUGUUGGAUUUCAUUUUCUUUUGCAGGCGCUUGAGUUUGGACUUAUUGAUGGUCUAUUGGAAACAGAAUACUGAGACACCAUUCAAGAGAAGGCACAUAGACAGAGUUCAUUGCAUGUUCAAAGCUUCUAUCAUUCAUUUGAAUAUGAACAGUAAUUUACAUUUUUGCAUACAUCAGUUUUGUUUUCUUGGUUUUUUACUGUCUACUAAGCAGAAUACCAAUCUGUCACAUUUCUUUUUGAGCUUAAACAAUCUCAAACCUAACUUUUGGU
Brassica oleracea var. oleracea is the source of this 1074-nucleotide messenger RNA. Its product is annotated as ATP-dependent Clp protease proteolytic subunit 6, chloroplastic-like. The record is from RefSeq and is a predicted model, not a curated record. Lineage: Eukaryota; Viridiplantae; Streptophyta; Magnoliopsida; Brassicales; Brassicaceae. Bases 445 to 789 code for a protein of 114 amino acids. Gene Ontology annotation, biological process: protein quality control for misfolded or incompletely synthesized proteins. Gene Ontology annotation, cellular component: endopeptidase Clp complex. Gene Ontology annotation, molecular function: ATPase binding; ATP-dependent peptidase activity; serine-type endopeptidase activity. The transcript has 6 exons.